AUGAAUCGGACAUCACCAACAACAAUAGCUUCCAUCACAAUUUGUGUUUGCUUUCAGACUGCACCGUUACAACAUCGCACCACAACCCCAGCCCUGAGCCACCACCACACUGCCUUCGCAACAGCCCAGAACCACCACUAUACCACCAUUGUUUCCUAUUUCAUCUACGUAGUAGGCCUAUUUCAAAGACUUGAGAACACCUUGAACUAUGGACUUGAAAGGGUUUGGGAUGUUGGAUACAUGAAAGGUUCACGUCGGAUUGUUAUUGGCUAUGAUGAAGGAACCAUAAUGGUGAAAAUUGAACGUGAAGAGCCUGUAGCCAGCAGGGGCAAUAGUGGAAAAAUUAUAUGGGCUAAACAUAAUGAAAUUCAAACUAUUAACAUCAAGAGUGUGGGAGCUGAUCAUGAGGUUUCUGAUGGAGAGAGGCUGCCUUUAGCAGUUAAAGAACUGGGAACAUGUGAUCUUUAUCCACAAAGCUUGAAGCACAACCCAAAUAGGAGGUAUGUUGUUAUCUGUGGUGAUAUACACAGCUUUGGCAUGAAGUACUGGUUGGUAAAAAAUUCGUGGGGUGCUAGAAAGUAUCACCCGAAAAACGAUGGGCCAAAGGUUUCGUUAUUUAGUGAUGAUGAAGAGACUAACAGCACACCAAAAGCAGAUGCUCUUUUUAUUCCAAGGGAGAAUCCAAGAGCUCUGGUUAUUCGCCCUCUUAAACAAUGGCCUGGCAAAUCAUCUGCUGAAAAAUGA
Molecule: messenger RNA, 744 nt
Organism: Lactuca saligna
Lineage: Eukaryota; Viridiplantae; Streptophyta; Magnoliopsida; Asterales; Asteraceae
Source: the annotation of a GenBank genome assembly